Molecule: messenger RNA, 782 nt
Organism: Prunus avium (sweet cherry)
Lineage: Eukaryota; Viridiplantae; Streptophyta; Magnoliopsida; Rosales; Rosaceae
Source: RefSeq, a predicted model, not a curated record
GUUCUAUAGAUAUAGAUGGGCAUUUUCUGUUUCUUAGUGCUUAUACAUGAAGGUUAUUUUCCAGUGACCAGUAAUGUGUACAGUCUCCAAAGGAGGGUUAAAGAUGAUGCAGAGCAGAAAGAUCAGAGUCCUCAAGAUCCCAUUGUUGAAGUUAUAACACCUGACGUGUACAAUAACUAUGGUGCAGAUGGUUCCAGGGGUUCAUUUUCUGGGAUCUGGUCUCGGACGUUGAGGGUCAAAAUAACUGGAAGAGAUGGAUUUGAGAAACUUGAUGUUAGGAUUCCUGCUGGAUUCUUGGAUGGAAUCACAAAUAUAGUUCCAGCUCUCGGCGGUGUAAACAUCAAAGAACUGUUGAAUGAGGCAGCUGAUGAAAUGGGAGGGAAAGUGCUGUUAGAUUUUAAUGACACAAUUGGUGAUAGGAUUCAAGUUUUUCUAGAGUAAAUCCAAAGAGGUUUUACCAGUUUAAUGCUAAAGGAAUUCUCUAUAUAAUAUGAACAGUCCUCCAAGACGCUUUGUUUAUUGGGUGUUCUCUUAAGAGACAAUUUCUCAAAUUGGGUAGAAAAAUACCAAAUGCAGAUGCAAGUGUUUAACUUCUAUGAUUGGUGCAGGGGUAAGACCUACACACUCAUACUUGGCAAAAGAAACUGGUGGUGAGAACAAUGUCAGGUUUAGAAGAAAUAUUGUCAUAAAUAUUAGCACAUUAAGGAAGAAAUGAUAGAAAAAAGUAUGUACAAAGUUUGAUAAAACUUUCUUUUCAAGAGAUGGUGGAUAAAUAUUCUUGA